Messenger RNA from Laetiporus sulphureus 93-53, 1904 nucleotides. Its product is annotated as FAD dependent oxidoreductase. Bases 252 to 1739 code for a protein of 495 amino acids. NCBI's taxonomy places the organism in Eukaryota, Fungi, Basidiomycota, Agaricomycetes, Polyporales, Laetiporaceae. Gene Ontology annotation, cellular component: cytoplasm. The transcript has 9 exons. The record is from RefSeq and is a predicted model, not a curated record. Gene Ontology annotation, molecular function: oxidoreductase activity.
UCUCAAGACUGCUGUGUGAGAAAAAUUGAGAAGACCACAGGAACUCAAAAGGUCAAAAAGUUGCAUUAGAGGGCCAAUUGCUAUAAAACAGCGUCGUUUCCGUUCUCAUAAGCACUGGAAUGCGUGGUCCUGAAAAUCACGAGAAAUUCGUCUUACCGGCUGGAACAAACACCUUAUCUCGCCGGGCAAAGUUUCCGCCUCGACCCUGUCUGAUUCCGAGUCAUCCUCCCUGCUGAUAUACCAGCAGCAGCAUGUUCCUCUCCCUGCUCCUGCUCUCGCUUGUGCAAUUCACCAUGCCCGCCAUACCAGUCCCGCUGUACGUCUGGGCCGACCACCAAGUCAACCUCCGCCUGCCGACCGCGCACGGCCCCGCACCGCUGCCCGUGCCCAACUCGACAAAAUCCUUCUGGAUCGACUCGCCGGGUGCGAACCCGCUCGCGGGGGAGGGAAGCGAGGGUCCACUCACCGAACAGGCGGACGUGUGCAUCAUCGGAUCGGGGAUCACAGGCGUGUCUGCGGCGUACCACCUCGGCAAUGCGCUUGUCGCAGCGGGUGUUACGGAGCCUGUGAAGGUGGUGAUACUCGAAGCCAGGGAUUUCUGCUCGGGCGCCACAGGCCGUAACGGCGGGCACCUGACCCCCGCCGUAUUCUCAGGCUUCAAACAGCUUGCCGCAUCGUUCGGCACGGACGACGCGCUGCGCGCAUUCGCGCUCGAGCACCACACCGCGUCCUCGAUCCUGCAGAUCAUCAAAGACCACACGCUCGAGAGCGCCGUCGACCUCGUCGAGGGCGGCCAUGUCGACCUGAUGUUCUCGCCGGAGGAGGUCGCAGACGUGCAGGCCGACUACGACGCGGCCAAGCUCGCCGGCAUAGACCUCAGCAACGUCGAGUGGAUGGACAAGGCAGAGGUGGAGUCCCGAUACGGCUCGUCGUACCCCGGCGUCCACAUUCCCGGCCACAACCUCUGGCCGCUCAAAUUCAUCACACAGCUCUACAAGCUCGCCGCCGCCUCACCCUCCCUUGCCCUCACGCUGCACACGCGCACGCCCGUCACGCGCAUCACGCGCUCUGCCAGCCCCGCGCGGCGCUGGGACCUCGCCACCGCACGGGGUACACUCGCCUGUUCGUACAUCCUACACGCGACGAACGGCUACGCGUCCCACCUCCUCCCACACCUGCACGGCCCCACAGGCAUCGUCCCGACGCGCGGGCAGAUCAUCGCGACCCGUGCGAACGUGAUCACCGCGUCGCUCUCGCGCAGCUCGUUCUCCGCAAACGAGGGAUUGGAAUACUGGUUCCCGCGCCCGGUGCCCACGCCCGAGGAGCACCCGCUCGUCAUCCUCGGCGGCGCCCGCGAGGCGACCCUGCCCGCGUACGAGUUUUACGUCGCGGACGACUCGGUGGUGAAUCCACGCGUUGGAGAGGCGUUGAGGAAGUUCUUGCCGAGGGUGUUUCCGGGGAAGUAUGAAGAGGGCCGGGAGCCCGAGAUGGAGUGGACUGGAAUCAUGGGGUACACCGCGAGCGGAGAUCCCUUCGUCGGACGCGUUGCCGAUCCUGCAAUGCCAGGCUCGGCGGAAACGUUCAAGGGGCAAUACAUUUCAGCAGGGUACACCGGACAUGGCAUGCCUCGAGCAUUCGCAUGUGCGGAGGCCGUUGCGCAGAUGAUCGCGGCGGAUAUCACGAAGCAUACGUGGUCGCUUCCUACAUGGCUUCCAAAGCACUAUGUCACUGCCGCCUGAGAGUCGGAGGCAUGGCAGGGGAGUUGAAGUCUCACAUAAAAAUGAGCGACCGGGCUGUAUCAAUGAAGCGAAUGAAGAAAUUCUCUAUGAAGUGCAAUCUGCGGAUUGACAGCACUUGGAACUGUGCCCACGUUGCUAGAUUGAGAGAACGAUGAGGGCUAGCAG